Molecule: messenger RNA, 1855 nt
Organism: Amyelois transitella
Lineage: Eukaryota; Metazoa; Arthropoda; Insecta; Lepidoptera; Pyralidae
Exons: 1
Coding region: 56-1831 (591 amino acids)
Source: RefSeq, a predicted model, not a curated record
UGUUGAUAUUCUUCAUAACUGUAAGUAAAGAUAAUACCUACCUAGUCGCCUCAAAAUGGCAUACAUGAAUGUUAUAACCUUUACGAUUUUGUUGCUUCUAAAAUCUGUUAUAAACUGUAAAAUACCUCGAACAAAUGUUGAAACCAUUAAUGAUGCUGUUAAAUGCACUAAUAAAAUUAUAUUGAAACACUAUGCAGAAGGUAGUGAACUCACGUUUCUCGAUCUGAGUAACAGCGGCGAUAACGAUGAUAUUCUAAUGGAAAUUCACAAAAAAUUUCAUGUGACAGUUAUAUCACGCACUUAUAAGCAAUUUUAUACGUAUCCCAAUGAAGGGUACGUCAUAUACGCGAAAGCAGCCAAUGAUUUUGUAAACUUCAAAUAUCUUACCAAAGAAGCGCCGUGGAAUCCUCAUGCUAAAUUUAUUGCCGUGGUUGAAUCCAAAGAUGAUGAAAUGAGAUAUAUUUUUGAUACAUUUCUGAAAUACCACGUGUUUAAUGUUGUGCUUAUUAAAGGGUUACAAGAUUCGGAAUUAUACACGUACAAUCCAUUUGAAAACUAUGGCUGUGGAAAGAGAUUUCACAGGAUUAUCGAUUAUGGUAAAUGUAAAGAUACAUUUGAAACUAAUUUGUUCCCCAACAAGUUAGUCACAGGUCUUCAAAACUGCAUUUUCAACAUCGCAGCACCGCAUUGGCCUCCAUACAGUAUAGAUCCCAACUUUAAUACAACGAGAAGCCUAGGCAUUGAGCAGCAUAUAUUCAAAGUUAUUAGCGAAAUAGAGCAUUUUACUAUAAAUUAUACUUACAACAAUGACGCUGAAAAGUUUACUGUCAUAAAUGAUGAAAUGACAGCAAUUGGUCCGAUGGAAUUACUUCAAAAGAACGAGGCUGACGUAAUAAUUGGAGGAAUGAUGUUAAUAAACGAUAGAGCAGCUGCAUUUGAUUACAUGUACACCCAUCUUGCAAACGUAGACGAGAUCAAAAUAAUGGUGAAGAAAGCUGAAAUCGUGAGAAAUUGGAAGAACAUAUACAUAGAAUUCCAACCGACUGUUUGGAUAUUAUUGAUCGUUUCGUUCGUUAUAUAUUGCUUAUUUCUAAUACUGAUAAUCCGUGGGAGGGAUAACAUUUCUAUUAUACUUAAGAUGUGGGACAGUCUCUUUUUGCACGUGCGUCCGAUUGGCAACAACUGUGUGGUGAAAUGCGCGUUCAUUACCUGGAUAUGGUUCGCCUACAUGAUCAACUCCUACUACCAAUCUACCUUGGUCAGCUUGAACACCCAUCCGGCUACAGAAUACCAGAUUUCCAAUGAACAAGAUUUAGAAGACUACCAUAUGAGGCCGUGUGUUAGUAUAGCUAUACAAACAUUAAUGUGGGCAGAACUGGGGAUGCCGAUGCAAAAUGUUACAAAAGAUUGUGAGCCUUUUCUAGAAAGUUUAAAGACUGUGACAAAACGAGAUGAUUUGUAUACAAUAAUUUUGUAUUCUAUUUAUUCGUAUCACAAAUUUAAGUUUGUUGAUGAUUACGGCCAUCUUCUUCUUUAUGAGUUUCCGUCGUUAAAUAAGGUAAUGUACGCGAUGUACUUCUACAAAGGGUUUCCUUUGAAAGGAAUAUUCCAAAAUCAUGGUUUGCGAUUACGAGAGAACGGACUUAUACAGAAGAUUUCACAAGACUUAUACUAUGAGGGAAGUAUCAAACAUUAUUACGCUAAGAAAAGAAUGGAGUUCAAAAUUAUAGUGCCUUGGUAUAUUUAUGCGUUUGGAGUAGGUUUGGCUUCAUUAAUAUUCACCAUAGAAAUGAUGCUCAAAUUUGUUAAAUCAGCUAGUUUAAGUGUAUAAACGGUUUUUAGAAUUGUCUAAAUA